AAAUCUUUACCUGAUAUGUGUAACCCAUCCAGCUUUCCUUUCCAACAACAAGACACACACCGAACAUUGUAUAACGAAACCCCCCUGCGGAAAAAUAUCGGGCCAAGAAACAUAUCACGACACACACCACCGGGGUGGUCGUUGCUCGGCUCGGACCAGCGGAGCCUGUCGUGUGAUUGGCCAGUCUAGCCCGCUCGCGUCUUUCGCCUCUUUGGCCAUGGACGAGAGGAAGUUUUCUACUUUUUGAGAAAAGAGAGACCUGAGAAAGAGAGAGAGAGAGAGAGUCCUACCGCUUUUAAUUUGAGUUACGACGACCAAGUACUACUUACAUAACAAUACGAGGCAAAGUUGUGUCAAAAUGUGUCACAUUCUCGAGCGGAAAUCGCAACUUCUUGGCCUUCCCGCUCCGUGUGACAGAAUCUCUGACAUGUGCCGUGCUCCAUCCCCAGCGAGAAGAGAAGGUGUUGUCCGCUGUUGAAGAUGGGACAAAAACCCCUGGGAGGAAGAUGGGGCGGAAAAAAAAAAAAACAGAGAUUAGCACGUGCGCAAUCGCGGGGCUGAGCGGAGCAGAACGGAUCAGCUCGGGGCGGAGACACACGAACGAAGCAGCAAUCUUGGGUUUCUUUGUUGUUGCUUCUCUUUCGCGAUUGCACCGAUCUCCAGCAGCAGCAAGCAGCGGCAUGGGGCAAGCGUUUUUUUGAUUUUCCUUUUUUAUGGCUCCACCGGUUUAAUUCUUAUUGGAUGCUCCACAACCCCAACGGACGGACGAGAGAGAGAAAAAGGCGGGGCCGUAAAUGACAGCAUCUGGAGAGAGGGAGAGAGAGAAGAAUUGAGGGGUUGGCCAAUGGAAGCUGGCCGAUUUUGAACCACACGCACACACCACACAUGGUUUUGGCGAGGGAUCAGGGGUCGGAUCAAUGGCUCGAAUUGAGAAGCUGACGAUACGGACGGACGGUGCAUGUUCGAUGCGGUGUGGUGGUGGUAGGCUGGCAGGUGACUGAGCAUAAACUUCACGCAAGAGGAGAGGAGAAGGGGGGUCCAUUCUGAAAUAACCAUCUGCUGGGGUUGAGAGCAGCAUGUGGUUUCGUGACGACGACUUUUUGGGAUUGUUUUGUGUGUACUGGCUCGAUUCGACAUUUUCCCUCGUGAUCGCAUGUGAGUGGCCCCCCCUUGAACAACUAUGUAAACCCCUUCCCGAUGUGGGGACGCCUUCUUCGAUUUUUCAGAUUGAUGGGUUUCUGUAAGGUACAUGUACAUGUCAAGCAACCUGAAUUUCAGGUGGUUGCCGCCUGGAUACUUUCGCAAUGUUUGGUUGCUACCUCGAAGGUACAUCGCAUUGGCUUGCGAGUUCAAAGCAGGCGAUCCGCCCGCCCCGCCAGGGCCAACCUCUCCACACCUUGUCCGCUUCUUCCUUGUCGAGCCCCCCCAGAUUACUCCAUCCAACCAGGGAUGA
Messenger RNA from Podospora pseudopauciseta, 1453 nucleotides. RefSeq lists its product as uncharacterized. The record is from RefSeq and is a predicted model, not a curated record. The transcript has 3 exons. Lineage: Eukaryota; Fungi; Ascomycota; Sordariomycetes; Sordariales; Podosporaceae. Bases 1250 to 1453 code for a protein of 67 amino acids.